GAGGUUCUGCAGAGUGCAUAUACACACACACACACACACGUACGAUAACGGACUCACUCAGUUUAACGUGAAGCGUUUCGUUUCCAGCCUAUCAGUGUCUGCACUAACGGGACAAGUUUAAAAUUCUGGGAUACCACGGACGGUCCUUCGCUUUUCUCUCCCCUCGGUGUGAACAUCUCGACCCGGAGUGAGGAGGUUGACCACUGCUGAAAGGAUGAUGCAGAAGGCGGGAGGAGACCACAGACGAAGGUGCAGCCCGCGCUAGAAAAAAUACACCCUCGCGCCUCAUUUUCACCACCCCAUCACUGCUGUUCCGUCCCCCAGCGUCAUGGCCAACCAUCUGGAGCUGAUCCAGGAGCUGCAGCAGCUGGACAAAGUGCCCAGUCUGGAGAGGCUGCGGGCGGCCCAGAAGCGACGCACGCAGCAGCUGAAGAGAUGGGCCGUGUACGAGAAGGAGAUGCAGAGCAAGAAGCGAAAGGCAGAAAAGAAAGGACGCAGCGCUUACCACCUUCAGCAUGGAGAGUCCAAGAAGCACGUGUCGUUUGCCGCCAGCGUGGCGCUUCUGGAGGCAUCUGCCAGGAAUGAUCCAGACGAAGUCCGUUACCUGCUGAGGAACAAUGUGAGUCCAGACCUCUGCAAUGAAGACGGCCUCACUGCCCUGCAUCAGUGUUGUAUCGAUAACUAUGAAGAGAUGGUGAAGAUCCUGCUCGACCGAGGAGCCAGCGUUAACGCUCAAGACAACGAGCUGUGGACGCCUCUGCACGCCGCCGCGACCUGUGGCCACGCAGGACUGGUCAAGAUACUUAUUGCACAUGGUGCAGAUCUGCUGGCAGUCAACUCUGAUGGGAACAUGCCCUAUGACCUGUGUGAAGACGACCCAACCCUGGACAUUAUUGAGACGGCGAUGGCCAACAGAGGUAUCACCCAGGAGAUGAUCAAUGAGACGCGAGCAUCGACAGAGAGGAGGAUGCUGGAGGACAUUCAGGAACUGUUGAGACUUGGAGAAGAGGUCAACCAGCAGGACUCUCAGGGAGCCACGCUGCUCCACGUCGCAGCAGCAAACGGCUACGUGCAGGCUGCAGAGCUGCUGCUGGAGGGGGGAGGUCGCAUGGACCUGAGAGACUCGGACGGGUGGCAGCCUCUCCACGCCGCGGCGUGCUGGGGUCAGAUGCAUGUGGCUGAGCUGCUGGUGUCUCACGGAGCCAGUCUCAAUGCCAAGACCUUCCUGGACGAGACGCCAAUCGAUCUGUGUGAGGAUGAGGAGUUCAGAGCCAUGCUGCUGGACCUUAAACACAAGCAUGACAUCAUCAUGAAGUCGCAGCUGAAACACAAGACCUCGCUGUGCAGGCGGACGUCCAGCGCAGGCAGCCGUGGAAAAGUGGUGCGGCGGGCGAGUCUGUCGGACAGACACAACUUGUGUCGCAAGGAGUACGAGACGGAGGCCAUCGUGUGGAGGGGAGGACGAGAGGAGCAGGACGAGAAGGAGAAGGAGUGUGAUCAGGAGAAUAAUCAAGUAGUUCAUGUUAAGCCAGUUGUGGCUGUGGAGCUGCCAGACAAGCCCAAGCUGCCUACCAUCCUCAAAGAUGGCAGCAACAAGCACAACGGCCUCAUCUCCACGACGACGUCCGUGCCGCCCCAGCCACCCUCGAACGGCAACGCGCCGUCCUCCGACAAAGGCGGGACCGUCUCCACGCAGCCGACCCAGGAGGAAGCCUGGCCCAGGGAGCGAGCGCAGACUCUGUCGGAGCUGAAGAAACAGAGGGCCGCCGCCAAACUGCUGAGCCACCCCUUGUUUAACGGUCACCUAGGCAACGGCUCCACCGACUCCUUUGCCGAUGCCAAAAUCAACACUGAGGACCCUCGCAUGCCGCUGGUCUCGUCCAAUGGCAGUGCUGUUUACUACACGCCAGCCAGCGGCGACCCGCCCCUCCUGAAACUGAAGCAGCCAAUAGAGGAGGAGCAGCCCAAGACGCGGACCUGCUGCUGUGUGUCGUAGCGCUGUGGUCGCGCUAUGGGUUCGCACAAAGAAGAAGGAAGCAAGGAAUGUGCUGUAGGACACAGGAAAGAAAGAGGGAGUGUUCUUGUCUUUAAGCUGUUCCUCCACCUCUUUCACACUUAGUUCAGAGAAGAUGAACAGCCUGAAGGAGGUUCCGCAGAAACGGAGGCGUUCUCCAACGUAGCAGAGAAGGGAAAACGGUCUUUUCCUUCAGGGGACGCUUGGAUUUUUAUGUGUUUUCAUACAAGUCCCGGCAACAGCUGUUUGUCUGUCCCUACAAGAAUGAAAGCUUGGACAAGUUUUUUUUAACGCUUUUCACUUGGAAAAGAUUUAAAAAUCAGGAGAGUCUGUCUCGAGGUACUGCAUGUUCUGCCCUCAGAUGAAGCCUACAAGUGGACGAUCAUCUUGUAUUUAAUUCCUCCGUCACACCACGAUUCUCUGCUUCUCGGGCCAUUAUUCUCGUCACGUUCAUUAUGUGGAAGAAGAAGAAGAAGAAGAAGAAGAAGACGGUGCCAGAGCUGUGCAGAUUCAGUGUUGUAUUACAAACGUAGCACAGAGAGAUCUCUUCUCGAGUCUCCUUCAUGUUAAAAAUGCUGCCUGCAUAGGUAAAGGGAAGGAACGCCAUAAAACAGUGUUAACAUAUUCAGGAAGUGUGUUUUUUUUUUUUUAUUAAUCAUGAGAGAUAAGAGUAUAGUACUGCACUUGUGUUUAAAACUCACUAUAUUCUGUCAACUACGCGUCACCUCCUCGCCCUCCUCCUCAUAUCAAAGCCUAAAACUGACAGUUUUAUACAGAAUCCACUUUGUGUGAAAAUUACUGUAUGUUUUUUUUCUAUUAUUAUUAUUAUUAUUUAUGAAAAUAAUGUAAUGUGUAAAAGGAAAAAACAACAAGAAAACAUUGCGGUUCUAUUAACUUGAGUGUAUUUAUUAUUUGGAUGGUAUGAAUGCAGCGUAUGAUGAGCAAAAGCACCUUCAGACGUGGAGAAUCCAAACCGAUGAAGUCAAGUAAAGGGUUGUUGUAGAUUAUUCAUAAUUGUGUCACUACAAAUAACAGUGUUAUUUGUUUUGUGUUGUUGUUGUUGUUGUUUUCUCCCCCCCUUGUGGCCAUUGUGUGGCUCUACGCUCUCUCAGUCACUGUAUUUGUCUCAUUAACAGAAGAUGUAAAUGUUUUGUAACUAAUUACUGUAUAAGUAUAGUAUGAAGUUUCUGAUACACACACACACACACAUGGACUCAGUUGUGUUAUUUUUUGGAUUAGUACACUGUGUCACAGUCUCUCACACACAAAUUAUAUAAAUCAGUAAGGCCAAAAAUAAUCACCGCAAUAAUUUAUUUUCUUCUUCCAAAAAUCUGGAUUAGACAAAGAGAUUGUUGCCGCAAUCCUGUCUGUGUUAUCUGGUUUGGCACAGAUUAAACAAAAACUAGGUGGAAUAGCCGCAGUCUUUGUGCUAAACUAACAGAUUACUGGCUCCAAACAAAUCAAAUAACCUCCUGAUCAAACCUGACAAGACAGCGAAUAAGCAGAAUAAUCCUAAAUAUGAUUCCUCUGAUCUCUGAUCUUCCCGUGAGUGCCAAAGAGUCUUCAAUGAUUUUAAAAAAAAUUAAAUGAAAAAUGUUGUAGCACCGUCAUUGUGAUGUGAUCACCUGUAACAUCUGCUGUGCAGUGUCAAAUAUUUAUACACAUUAGUUUGUGAAUAAGUUUGUAUUUGUGUCGGUUUCCAUGAUCUCCUGCAUUUACAUGUCGGUGUUUAGACGCAGUUACUGGUAUUUGGUAUUAACACACGUGUCGUAUUACAAGACACAUUUGUGUUUGACCUCAGCUCAAUUUUUCAGGAAGUACCGUUUAAGUCAGAUUGUGCUACUUCCCCUGGUUUUUUUGUGCUCUGACAUCAUCAUGUUUGUCGUGAGUCAGCAGAAAGUCAGCUGCUGAAGUCACGCCGGCUCACAUCUGCUCCAGUUGCUAAAUUUAAACUCUCACAUCUGCCUCCUGAAGCGAUUCAGUCAAACUGAAGUGCAGCGUGGUCAGUUUGCGUCAGAAAGGGAGCGUUUUGAAACGAGUAAACCUGUGUCGUCACGGUGUAAAGGUCAAAGGCUUGUGUUUGACUGCGAGCCUCACUGUCUAUUAAUGAUAAGAUUAUGAAGAAGAAGAAGAAGAAACUACUGAUUUUGUAAUUACUGGAAUAUAUUGAUGGUUGCAUUAACAUAUUUUGAAUAAAUUGUAUAUUUUGAGAAUUUU
Molecule: messenger RNA, 4231 nt
Organism: Solea solea (common sole)
Lineage: Eukaryota; Metazoa; Chordata; Actinopteri; Pleuronectiformes; Soleidae
Gene: ppp1r16b
Product: protein phosphatase 1, regulatory subunit 16B
Exons: 11
Coding region: 329-1996 (555 amino acids)
Biological process (GO): regulation of sprouting angiogenesis; establishment of endothelial barrier
Cellular component (GO): cytoplasm
Molecular function (GO): protein phosphatase regulator activity; enzyme inhibitor activity; protein binding
Source: RefSeq, a predicted model, not a curated record